Messenger RNA from Suillus clintonianus, 4482 nucleotides. RefSeq names its product CHAT domain-containing protein. The transcript is spliced from 2 exons. Bases 1 to 4482 code for a protein of 1493 amino acids. Gene Ontology annotation, molecular function: protein binding. Lineage: Eukaryota; Fungi; Basidiomycota; Agaricomycetes; Boletales; Suillaceae. The record is from RefSeq and is a predicted model, not a curated record.
AUGGAUGAGUUAGUAAUAAGGACGGACGCCGGACAUUGCCUUCUCGCACGAUACCGACGGACACAGAACACUAGGGAUCUAGACCAAUCCAUAACGCGCUUUGAACGGGCCUCUGAUCUGUGCCCCAUGAAUCAUCCCUGCCGCCCUGCAGCACUGUUCAAUCUAGCUGCGGCAAAGUUUGUUAGUUGCCAAGUUAAUGUAACAUACCUCGACCUCGACAUCCCCAUCUCUCUUUUUCAAGACGCCCUUGACUUGCGUCCGACUGGUCAUCCUGACCGACCGAUCACUCAGCUCCAUCUUGCCAUUGCUCUGCUGUCGCGUUUCGCAAAACGGGGAUUUGAAACGGAUGCUGAUGCAGCUAAAGACCAGGACUUGGACGAUGCCAUCACGUGUUUUAGGGAAGCCCUGGCUUUACGUCCAGUCGGUCACACAAACUGGUCCAAGUCAUUAAGUAACCUUGCGAAUGUGCUCACUACCCGCUUCGAGCACCGAGGCAACGACCAAGACUUGGAUGAUCCUAUCAUCCUUCUCAGGGACGCGCUGGCUUUAUGUCCAGUCGGUCACCCAGAUCGGUCCAUAUUAUCACAUAGCCUUGCGAAUGUGCUUUUUACCCGCUUCAAGCACCGGGGCAACGACCAAGACUUGGAUGACGCUAUCAUGCUUCACAGGGACGCCCUGGCUUUGCGUCGAGAUGGUCAUUCGUAUCAGUCCAUGAUAUUCAAUAACCUUGCGAUUGCGCUCUCUACCCGCUUUGAGCACCGAGGCCACGACCAAGAUUUGGAUGACGCUAUCAUGCUUCAUAGGGAAGCACUGGCUUUACGUCCAGUCGGUCACCCAGAUAGAUCUACGUCAUUAAGUAACCUUGCGAAUCAACUCUCCACCCGCCUCAAGCACCGAGGUAAUGACCAAGACUUGGAUGAUGCUAUCGUGCUUCACAGGGAUGCGCUAGCUUUACGUCCAGUUGGUCAUGCAGAUCGGCCCUCGUCAUUUAAUAACCUCGCGAAUGUGCUCUUGACCCGUUUCCAGCACCGAGGCAAUGACCAAGACUUAGAUGACGCUAUCAUCCUUCUCAGGGACGCGCUGGCUUUACUUCCAGUUGGUCAUGCAUAUCUGCCUGGGUCAUUAAUGAACCUCGCGAAUUCGCUCUCUACCCGCUUCCAGCACCGAGGCAAUGACCAAGACUUGGAUGAGGCUGUCAUGCUUCAUAGGGACGCGCUGGCUUUACAUCCAGUCGGUCACCCACAUCGGUUCUCGUCACUCAGCAACCUUGGGAAUGUGCUCUAUACCUGCUUCAAGGACCAAGGCAGUAGACAAGACCUGGAUGAGGCUACCACGCUUCAGAGGGAAGCCCUGGCUUUACAUCCAGUCGGUCACACAAACCGGUCCUCGUCAUUAAAUAACCUUGCCAGUGUGCUCUCUGCCCGCUUCGAGCACCGAGGCAAUGACCAAGACUUAGAUGAUGCUAUCGUGCUUCACAGGGAUGCACUGGCUUUAUGUCCAAUCGGUCAUGCAGGUCGCUCCGUGUCAUUCAAUAACCUUGCGAAUUCGCUCUCUACCCGCUUCGAGCACCGAGGCAAUGACCAAGACUUGGAUGACGCUAUUAUGCUUUACAGGGACGCGCUAGCUUUACGUCCAGUCGGUCAUGCAGAUCGGUCUAAGUCAUUUAGUGGCCUUGCGAAUGCGCUCUUUACUCGCUUCGAACACCGAGGCAAUGACCAAGACUUGGAUGAAGCUAUCAUACUUUACAGGGAAGCACUGGCUUUACAUCCAGUCGGUCACCCGGAUCGGUCCACGUCAUUAAAUAACCUCGCGAAUGCGCUCUUAACCCGCUUCCAGCACCGAGGCAAUGACCAAGAUUUAGAUGACGCUAUCAUGCUUCAAAGGGACGCACUGGCUUUAGAUCCAAUCAGUCACCCAGAUCGGUCCACAUCAUUAAAUAACCUUGGAUCUACUCUUUCUACCCGUUACCAGCACCGAGGCAAUGAUCAAGACUUGGACGAGGCUAUCAUGCUUCACCGGGAAGCGCUGGCCUCACGUCCAGUUGGUCACCCUGAUCGGUCUGGGUCAUUAGAUGGCCUCGCAAAUGUGCUCUUUAUACGCUUCCAGCACCGAGGCAAUGACCAAGACUUGGAUGACGCUAUCAUGCUUUACAGGGAAGCACAGGCUUUACGUUCAGUCGGUCAUGAAUAUCGGUACAAGUUAUUAAAUAACCUUGCAACUGCGCUCUCUAUCCGCUUCGAGCACCGAGGCAAUGACCAAGACUUGGAUGAGGCGAUCAUGCUACUUAGGGCCGCGCUGGAUCUGUGCCCAUGCGGUCACCCAGAUCGGCCCGCGUCAUUCAAUAGCCUUGCGAAUGUGCUCUAUACCUCCUUUGAGCACCGAGGGACUGACCAAGACUUGAAUGAGGCCAUUAUACUUCAUAGGGACGCGCUGGCUUUACGUCCAGUCGAUCACCCGGGUCGGGUCAUGUCAAUAAAUAACCUUGCGAAUGCGCUCUUUAAGCGCUUCAAGCACCAAGGCGAUGACCAAGACUUGGAUGAGGCUAUCAUGCUUCAUAGGGAUUCGCUGGCUUUACGUCCAGUCGGUCACCCGGGUCGGGGCACGUCAUUGCAUAACCUUGCGAAUAUGCUCGCCGCCCGCUUCGAGCACCGACACAAUGGAGAAGACCUACGCGAGUCACGAGAGAAUCUCAGCUAUGCAUCGACUCUGUUGACGCAACAUGAUCCUCAUCAAUUGAUUGUCCACUCCUCACUAGCUACCGUCUAUCUGUUGUUUCAUCGAUCAGGACUUGACAACACUGGCGAAGUUACUGACAGUCUGAAUACUACCAUGCAUCAUCGCAAGGCAGCAGCAAAUCUUGUCUCCGGAGGUUUGCGACAUCGCCUGCGAGCAAGUCUAUGCUGGGUUCGCGAUGCCAAUGAAUAUUCACAUGAUACUCAACUGGAGGCUUAUGCGACUUCCAUGCAGCUUCUCGACGCUUACAUGUCUGCGACAGCUUCAGUAUCGUCUCGCCACAAUACCAUGAAGGACUUUCCACGUACGCUUGCCGUGGAUGCUGCAUCAUGUGCUCUUCGUAGCGGUGAUGUCUGUCGCGCUGUCGAGUUGUUGGAACAAGGCAGGACUCUCAUCUGGACCCAGAUGACACGACUACGCAUGCCUCUUGAUGGCCUCCAAGAUCUCGGUGAUCAUGCAGUCGCCCUGAUGAAGAAGUUCAGAGACAUCAGCUCCCUCCUUAAUACACCUCCUACGAAUUAUCAAGAAGGGACCCCAAGCGUUAAUGUAGAAGCCGAAGCAAGCCGGUACCGACGUCUAGUGGAGGACUGGAAUAGAGUUGUAGAAGAGAUUCGGAAUAUCGAGGGCUUCUCUCGCUUCCUACUUCCCCCCUUGUUCUCAGAUCUCCAAGAUGCAGCUCGUGAUGGGCCUAUUGUCGUGCUCGUUGCAAGCAAGUCGUCUUGCGAUGCCAUUAUUAUCCCGCACAACCAACCUCCGAUAAGCAUUAAACUCCGCAUCAAUUUGGAGAAACUCCAAAAUUUGGUGCACAGAUUUCAAUCGGCAAGUCAACCACAGGCCGCUCCCAACCCCCCCGAAGCUGCUCCCACACCCGCCCCCCAAAGCACCCACUCAGCCCUGAUGAAAGCUUUGAGGGAGUUAUGGAAUGACAUCGUCCACCCGGUGAUCGAACAUCUGGGCGGAUUUGCACCAUCGCGUUCCCGGAUAUGGUGGUGCCCCACGGGUGCCUUCAAUUUCUUGCCGUUGCACGCCGCUGGCGAGUACAGGGCACACGGACAGUCCCUUUCGCAGCUGUAUAUCUCUUCAUACACGCCAUCGCUUACCGCCCUGAUCAGGACUCGCAGAAGUCAUGACAGAUCCCUGUCAGUGCCCUUUGCUGCCAUCGGUCAGAACCACCCAGCCGGUCAUCUAUUCACUUUGGAGUGUGUGGAGCCUGAACUAGAAUUGGUGCGGAGUCUUUUGCCCCCUCCUCCGACUGUUUCCUUCACCAAGAUAACGAGCGUUGAGGCAACAAAAUCGAGAGCGUUGGAUGCAUUGCGAGACAAUACCUGGCUUCAUUUUUCGUGUCACGGGACACAGAACUAUACAGAACCCUUCAAUUCGGCCUUUCUCAUGCUCGACCAACCGCUUUCACUCCUCGAUAUCUCACAAAUGGAUCUGUCUCGUCAUGAAUUUGCCUUUCUUUCAGCAUGUGAAACCGCAGUCGGUGAUGCCAAUACGCCUGACGAAGUCAUACACCUGGCGGCUAGCUUACAAUUUGCUGGGGUACAGAGUGUAGUCGGGACAUUAUGGGAGGUCAACGAUAGUACGGUGCAGCGCUUAGUCGAGGCAUUCUACAAGAACUUGUGCGGGGAUGGCAAAAUGAAUUCCAAGCGCGCUGCCCGUGCGCUGCACCGAGCGGUGCAGUCAUUGGCUAGUGACAAGGACAUGCCAUUGGAGCAGCGCAUUGUGUUCAUGCAUAUUGGCAUAUGA